Messenger RNA from Rubroshorea leprosula, 5537 nucleotides. NCBI's taxonomy places the organism in Eukaryota, Viridiplantae, Streptophyta, Magnoliopsida, Malvales, Dipterocarpaceae. The record is from the annotation of a GenBank genome assembly.
GGUAAUUGCAACUAACCCUAAGCUCCUUGUGUCUACGCUUUAAAGGUAGCCCCGAUUAUUGCUGACUUAAGCAUCGAAGUGUCUACCCCGGGGAUCCACCUUGGGGCUUUGCAGGUUAAUCUAGAGUGCAGAUACGGACUGAAGAAGGACUUCCGGUUUGGUGCAGUUACAUUUUGGCGCCGUUUGUGGGAACCUGAACUAAAGGCUCCCUUGUUGCUCUUAUCAUGGUUAGAACUAGGUCAGCCCGAGGGGGAAACUCGUCUCAGCCUCUUGGACGAGGUCAGAUCCCCAGCAACCUUCCACCUCAUCCCCCACCCCCAAUCCCGAGUAUAUUCCCUCAUGCUGACCAUACAGAGGGAGGGGAUGAAAACCAGCCACAUAAUCCGGCUCACAACUCAGCCUCUACCGCUAACCAAGACAUAGUUGCAACUCAGCUUGCCGCCAUGCAACAGCAGUUUGGUGUCUUUCAACAAGUGCUGGCUCAGCUGUUAACCCGGAAUAAUCCUGGUGAUCCACUUAUCAAUCUACUUAAUCCAGCCCCACCACAACCCCCAGCCCCACCACAAAAUCCUGAACCAGUUCAACAUGCUCCCACUGUUAGUGAAUCUCAGGGCCAAUCUCACAUCGCCCCAGCCCAGCAACCCUGCCAUGACGAUGUCACUCGACGUCUAGAUAGCUUGGAACGGCUAGUAGUUGAACAGCGAGGUGCCCCACCUCCACACCCUGCUGUUGACUCCGUACCCCACCCUCUCAACACCAAUAUUGUACUCGAACCUUAUCUUGCUGGCUUCAGAAUACCACAGCUUGAAACUUAUGAUGGGACGAAGGACCCUGAUGACCAUCUACAUGCUUUCUACUCCUGCAUGCAAGCCCAGAACACUGACGCAUUGAUGUGCAAAAUCUUUCCCUCUACCCUCCGGGGAAAUGCUCGAACUUGGUACUAUAGUCUGCCUCCGAGGUCAAUCAACUCUUACACAGAACUAGCAUCUGCUUUUGCCACAAAGUUUUCCAGUAGAAGGUUGAUCAGGAAAACCACUUCUGAGCUGAUGCGAGUCAAACAGAGGGACGGAGAGUCUUUGAAGAAUUUUAUGAGCAGAUUCAAUGAUGCAGUGCUGGAGGUUAAUUCUUUCGACCAAGCUGUGGGAAUUACAGCGGUGAUCUCAGGUCUUGGCAAUGAGAGGUUCCGAGAUAGUCUGCUCAAACAUCCUGCCAACACCUUCAGCGAGGUAAAUGAUAAAUCGUUGAAAUUCAUAACUACUAAGAAAUAUGCUCUGUCGCAGAACCUAACUCCUACUAAGAGCCAACAACCGGACUGGAGAGAUGAGAAUCCGAACAGGAAACGGAUGAAGACAACACAGAACCGAGGUCCGAUGUCGACCCCGAGAUUCGGAAGGCCGAACUCAGCACCUCCGCCACAACCUGCAGGUAAACCUCCAGUUAAUUGGACUCCUUUUAAUUUACCAAGGUCACAAAUCUUUAUGCAGAUUAAGAAUAAGAUGGACUUAAGACGUCCGGGUCCAAUGAGAACUGCUGCUGCUACCAGAGACCAUACUAGUCUGGCACAGAAAGGAAUGUUGAAUGAGUACAUCCAGAGAGUGGAACAGCCAAGGUUUGUCAGAGAACAAGGGUCACAGCAUCAAGCAAUCCGCAAUCCCCCAAACAGACAAGGUGUGGGAUAUCAGCAAGCCCCACCCCCACUCCCACCACCAGCUAGAGUAAUACACAUGAUUACGGGAGGUCUGGAAGCCGGUGGACUGAGCUCUAAGCAGCGAAAGCUGUAUGUCAGAGAGCGUGUCCUUGUUGACACAGGAAGUGCACCAGACAUCAUGUACUUCCAUUGUUUUGAGAGUCUUGGGUUAGAUCCCGCUCUGUUGCAGCGGUAUAAUGGUCCCAUUUACGGGUUUAACAACCAACCAGUUCCAGUUGAAGGAGUCCUCACUAUGAAUGUUGCAUUUGGCAGUGGCCGAAGUUAUGUGACUCCUUCAUUCCCAACUCCUACGGGAAUAGCAACGCUACGAGGCAACCAGGAGGUGGCCCGACAUUGCUAUAUCACCUCAGUAACACAACCUCAAAAGGGCAAGACUCAAACACCCGAGGUUGAUCCCAAACAGAUUCUUGAUGAUCGGCAAGUUAUGGGUGUUGAGAUAGUAGAUAACCGACCAGAAGAUGAAACCAGAGCUGCUCCAGUCGAAGAUGUAGAAGAGGUGCAGAUUGAUGACAGAGAUCCGCGCCGGAAAACGCAAAUUGGGACUAAAUUGAACCCGGAGGAAAGAGCAGAGCUAAUAGCUUUUCUUCGGGCCAAUAAAGAUGUUUUUGCAUGGACUUCAGCAGACAUGCCGGGAAUUGCCACUUCAGUUUUUCAACAUAAACUCAGCACCAAUCCCCUCAAGAAACCAGUAGCCCAGAAGCGACGCCUCUUCGGGGGGGAGAGGUUACAGGUCAUUAAAGAAGAAGUUGAGAAACUCCUACAAGCUGGUUUUGUUAGAAGGGUCGAUUACUGCGAGUGGGUCGCCAAUCCGAUGUUGGUGAAAAAAGCAAACGGUAAAUGGCAGAUGUGCAUUGAUUACACUAACCCCAACGAUGCAUGUCCAAAGGAUUGUUAUCCAAUGCCAAACAUUGAUAAGCUGGUUAAGGCAACUUUGGGGAAUAAGAGAUUAAGUCUCUUGGAUGCAUACUCAGGCUACCACCAGGUCCCAAUGGCUCUUGAGGAUGAAGAAAAAACCUCGUUCUAUGCUAGUGAUGAGAUCUAUUGCUAUGUAAUGAUGCCCUUCGGCUUGAAGAAUGCAGGCGCCACUUACCAGAAGAUGGUUACCAUCGUAUUCCGAGCUCAAAUAGGACGGAAUCUGGAAGUUUAUGUUGAUGAUAUAGUGGUGAAGAGUUUGAAAGCUGACGAUCACUUAACCGAUCUUGAGGAGACAUUCAACAAUCUUAGACAGAAUAGAAUGAGAGGGAUUGAGGUCAACCCAGAAAAGAUCAGAGCAAUUGCCGAGAUGGAACCGCCGAAGUCAAUGAAGGACAUACAGAGGUUGACCGGAAGGGUAGCAGCUCUUCAUCGGUUCAUAUCGAAGUCAGCAGAUAAGUGCCUACCAUUUUUCAAGAUUAUGAGGUCAGCUGCCCAGAAGGAUGAAUCGGGUAAACAGAAGAAGUUUGAGUGGACUCAGGAAUGCCAAGCCACAUUCGACGAGCUGAAGUCUUACCUUAGCUCACCACCUCUACUGACUAAAGCCAAAGAUGGAGAAAUCCUCUAUCUAUAUCUGGGAAUUUCAGAUGAAGCCAUUAGUUCGAUUCUGAAGAAGUUUGAGUGGACUCAGGAAUGCCAAGCCACAUUCGACGAGCUGAAGUCUUACCUUAGCUCACCACCUCUACUGACUAAAGCCAAAGAUGGAGAAAUCCUCUAUCUAUAUCUGGGAAUUUCAGAUGAAGCCAUUAGUUCGAUUCUGGUAAGAGAAGAAGCCAAGCAGCAGAAACCAAUAUAUUAUAUCAGUAGUGUGUUGCAUGGAGCCGAACUGAGGUAUCCUAUAGCUGAGAAAGCAGCUUUAGCAGUCAUUCUGCAAAAGCCUGAGUGUUCUGGAAGAUUAAUUAAGUGGGCAGUAGAACUGGGGGAGUUCGAGAUAACAUUUCAGCAGAGAUCUGCAGUCCGAGCUCAGGCACUAGCAGAUUUCAUUGUAGAGUGUACUCCAGGUAAUUCCAUUCCUACUCCGGAGCCCAAUGACUGGACCUUAUAUGUUGAUGGGGCAUCUAGUAGCAAAGGUUCAGGAGCUGGUGCUCUCUUGAUUGGCCCAGAUGGAUACCGAAGUGAACAUGCUCUGAAAUUUAACUUCGAUGCAACAAACAACAUGGCUGAGUAUGAAGCCCUGCUACUGGGUCUGCAGCUAGCCUUGGAAUUAAAACUUAGUGCGAUCCAAGUAUACAGUGACUCCCAACUGGUGGUGAACCAAAUUAACUCAAUUUGCGAAGUUGUUGAUCCUGUGAUGGUGAAAUAUGUAGCUCUGGUGGCCAAACUGAAGUGCAAAUUCCAGAAAUUCUGUCUGAGCAAAAUCCCCCAAACUAAGAAUGAACAGGCAGAUUCACUCUCUAAAUUCGCCUCUGAUAGUUCUUCACAUUCCAGAUCAGUUUUUGUGGAGGUCUUAAAUGAACCAAGCUUCGUGAAGCCACGGGUGAUGGAGAUCAGCACCGACCCAGGCACACCGAGCUGGACUAACCCAAUCCUUUCCUUCUUACGAGAGGGGAUAGUACCUGAGGACAGGCAGGAGGCAAUGAAGUUGAGGAGGAAAGCAUCUCGGUAUACACCUGUUGAUGGGAUCCUCUAUAAGCGAUCUUUCUCUCUACCUCUUCUACGGUGCUUGAAUCCCUAUGAAGCAGAAUAUGCACUUAGGGAGGUGCAUGAAGGUGUCUGCGGAAGUCACGUGGGUGGUCAAACUUUGGCUCAUAAAGUCCUUAGACAGGGUUAUUAUUGGCCCAACAUGUACAAGGAUGCCACUCACUUUGUUCAGAGAUGUUUGAAAUGCCAGUUCUUUGCACACCUGACUCACCAGCAUGCAGAAGAGCUCACUACUCUGGUAGCACCAUGGCCAUUUGCUCAGUGGGGAUUGGAUCUCUUGGGCCCAUUCGUGAAGGGGGUUGGUGGUGUAACCCACCUGAUUGUUGGUGUAGAUUAUUUCACAAAGUGGGUUGAAGCUCGGCCGUUAUCCAGUCUUACUUCCAAGAAGGUUGAAGACUUUGUUUUCAACUCAAUAAUCUGCAGAUAUGGGAUCCCGAAUCAGAUUGUGGCUGAUAAUGGACCUCAAUUUAACUGCACCUCUUUUCGAGAUUUCUGUUCCAGCUACGGGAUUAAACUGCAGUUCACCUCGAUUUACCAUCCAGAGUCAAACGGCAUGGUCGAAUCUGUUAACAAGUGCAUCCUAGAAGGUAUAAAGCCGAGGUUGGAACAACACAAGGCCAAAUGGGCAGACGAGCUCAACAACGUCCUUUGGGCAUACAGAACUACGAGUCGAACUGCCACAGGUGAAACACCAUAUCAUCUAGCCUUUGGUACCGAAGCAGUCAUUCCUAUCGAGAUAGGAGUUCCAAGCUUCAGAGUCACCCAUUUCAAUGAAGGACGGAAUGGACAACUGCUUUGGGAGAACCUUGAUCUACUUGAUGACCUCAGAGAAGAAGCACGACUUCGAACUCUAGUCUACAAGCAGAAAAUAGCAAACUUCUACAAUAAACGAGUUCGACCCCGAUCAUUCAAAGUAGGAGACCUUCUUCUCAGAAAAGCUGGUCUAACGGGGUUUGAAACUCGAUUCGGCAAAUUAGCACCAAACUGGGAAGGCCCAUACACUGUCGCCGAAGUGCCACACCCAGGUGCUUAUAUCCUACGGGACACUGAAGGCAAACGAGUUCCCAGAGUCUGGAAUAUCAAUAACCUGAAGAAGUUUUACCCUUAAGUGUACUUCAUUUAAGUGAACUUUGUUUUGAUAAUUCCUACUUUCACUCCUUCUGCUCAAUUUAAAGUGUAUUUUAACUCAAUUCAUUAAUAAGUUUCACUUCACGAC